AUGUCGGAGUCUUUGUUGUUCAAGGGUACCCUCGCCGGCCACACCGGCUGGGUCACCGCCAUCGCUACCUCGGCCGAGAACCCUGAUAUGAUCUUGACCGCCUCUCGGGAUAAGACGAUUAUCGUCUGGCAACUUAGCCGAGAGGACGGUGCUUACGGUUUCCCCAAGAGAAUUUUGCGUGGCCACAACCACUUUGUCUCUGACAUCGUUACGUCUUCCGACGGACAGUUUGCUCUCUCGUCGUCGUGGGACAAAACCCUCCGACUUUGGGAUCUUAACACUGGUCUCACCACCCGUCUUUUUGUCGGACACACCAAAGACGUCCUCUCCGUCUCUUUCAGUGCUGACAACCGACAGAUUGUCUCCGGAUCCCGUGACCGAACGAUCAAACUUUGGAACACCCUUGGAGAGUGCAAAUUCGAAAUCAAGGACGAGGGCCACACCGGAUGGGUAUCCUGCGUCCGAUUCUCUCCCAACCCGAUGAACCCUGUCAUCGUGUCCGCUGGCUGGGACAAGGUUGUGAAGGUUUGGGAGCUAUCCAAGUGCAAGCUCCGCACCAACCACCAUGGCCACACCGGUUACUUGAACACUGUUACUGUUUCCCCUGACGGCUCACUUUGCGGCUCUGGUGGAAAGGACGGCAUUACCAUGUUGUGGGACUUGAACGAGGGCAAGCACCUGUACUCCCUGGAAGCCGGAGAUAUCAUCAACGCCCUUGUGUUCUCCCCCAACCGAUACUGGCUCUGUGCCGCCACUGCAUCUUGCAUCAAGAUCUUCGAUCUCGAGAGCAAGAGCAUUGUCGAUGAGAUCAAGCCCGACUUCACCGACAUCGAGGGCAGGAACACCAAGGUGCCCGAGUGCACAUCGUUGGCCUGGUCUCCUGAUGGAGGUACCUUGUUUGCUGGUUACACCGACAACCUCGUUCGGGUUUACGCCGUCAUGGGUUAA
Puccinia triticina is the source of this 948-nucleotide messenger RNA. RefSeq lists its product as uncharacterized. Gene Ontology annotation, cellular component: nucleus; cytosol. Gene Ontology annotation, biological process: rescue of stalled cytosolic ribosome; positive regulation of protein phosphorylation. The transcript has 8 exons. Gene Ontology annotation, molecular function: translation regulator activity; protein kinase C binding; ribosome binding. NCBI's taxonomy places the organism in Eukaryota, Fungi, Basidiomycota, Pucciniomycetes, Pucciniales, Pucciniaceae. The record is from RefSeq and is a predicted model, not a curated record. The coding region runs from base 1 to 948 and encodes 315 amino acids.